CAGUUGACAGCUCUGAUGGAAAAAUCAACUGUGCUAAAUUGUAGUGGAGACCCCAAAUCAGAGGACAACAAAUCAGAUGUGAAAGCUAUGAUGGCUCGUUUCCAAACAGGAGGUCCAUCUACGGAGGGGACUCCAGGUGUUCGUCCAAAACUACCUGUCCAGCCCACAUUAUCUUCAGGCCCAGCGGUGCCUGGUAAGAAGCCUAUUCUCGAAACUAGCCUCUCCGGUGGAGCUACUACUACCUCAACUGCCCCCAAACCAAACUUUUUAAAGAGCACAGUCAACACAGCUAGAAGCGCUCCAGACAUGCAUGAUCCUCCGAAGCCAAAAGCUUUCGGGACUAGGUUUGAAAACACACAAGAGAACAACAGGGUCAACUUUAAAGUUCCCGUUAAACCUAAACCACCAGACUUGUGCCAGGAUUCUGAGACUUCAAAGACCCCAUUCCCAAAAGGACCACUACAGAAGCUUCCUUCAAGCAUUAUGGCGAACGAUUCAAAGGUGAUAAGUCCAAAGCCACUGGCUACUACGGUAAAACCACCCUGGGUCAAAGAUAUCCCAAAAGCUGAAGACAACUCUAGCUCUAAUCCCACCCUUCCAAAAAUGCCAUUAGCACCCAAACCGAAAAGCACCAUGGCUAUGUUGCGCCAGCAGCCGGAGGAAAGUAGCACUAUGGAGCCUGCAAGACCUUCCUCAGUAUCUCAUCUGAAACCAACAAGUUUCCGUAUUAAAAAUAGCUUCAACAAACCAGAGGAAGUUGUUAAAGAGGGUGCUAAAGCACCAAGUGCUAAUGAGUCAGUCUCAAAGCCUGCAGCGCCUCAUAAACCCAACUUUCCAAGAAAACCAUCCGGGCCUCCUGCACAAACAGUGAACAAUGACCCUUCAGCCCCCAAGAAGAAACCUUUAACCAAUAGCUAUGCCCUGGGCAGCGCCCCUGCCAAACCCAACAGACCUCCCAAUGUCAACCUUGAGAAGUACAAGAAGGGCUCAGAGGCUGCAACAGACAGUCCUGUACCAAAGAAUGUAGCUCCCCCUCCUCCACCCGCCUCUCACCCCAGUAGUCAAGCACCUCCACCACUGCCCUCUCAACCCUUACCUCCCAGCCUGCCCCCACGACCUUCAGGACCUUUAAUUCAAGAUGAGAAUUAUGACGAUGUGGAGAGCUUGAGAGAGUCAUCUAGGGAGGGAAGUGAAAGUGAUGGUGAGAUAUAUGAGGAUCUCGAUGACAGUCGGUCUGCUGCAGAGACAAGUCAGCCUCAAAAGAAGCAAGACAAAGACAUUAAAAAUCAGAAAGACCGUGAGAAAAAGGAGAAAGAAGCAAUUAAGAAGUUUAAAAUAACAGCACCCCUGCAGGUUAUUCAUCAGGUAAAAGCUAAAGCUGACUGCAAGGGUGGGAAAAAUGACCUCUCUAUAAAGAAGGGCGAGUCAAUUGAUAUUAUUCGAAUCACUGACAACCCAGAGGGUAAAUGGCUGGGCCGAGGUCAAGAUGGAUCAUUCGGCUAUGUUAAAACGGAAAUGGUUGAGAUCGACUUCAGCGUCUUGAAGAAUCAAGGCCUGUCUUUUCCUCAUAACUUGGAAAAUGAGGAGGUGUACGAUGACGUGGAAUCUAUGGACGAUAAAGGGAAAAUGAAUGGGCAGCGGGUUGUUUUACCUCCACCGCCAGAUGAUGAUGUGUAUGAUGAUAUACCUGAUUCCAAUCCUAAUCCAAUAAGCAGUGGAGAUCCCAGGCCACUCUUUAAAUCGCGCAACUUCUUGGACAUGCUCAAAAGUUCGGUUGAACGGAGAAAAAGCCAAGUUCACAAUAAUGACAUUCCUCCACCUCCACAAUUUACACCUGAAGGAAAUAAAGACAUUUGCCAAGACAUAUACGAUGAUGUUGAUUCAUUCCCUUCCGCUCCAUCCACUUGCAGCCUUCCUCAAAUGAAAUCUAAGGCGACCAAAGUUCAUGAGGACCCCAAAAAACAAAGGAAGUUUGAGAAAGAAGAAAAGGAAUUCAGAAAGAAGUUUAAGUACGAUGGUGAGAUUCAGGUACUUCAUCAAGCAACAAUUGCCACCAGUAAGAAGGGCAGUGGGAAAGAGCUGGCUGUACAGGCUGGGGAGACUGUGGACGUCAUCAGCAAAUCUGACCCUGACAAAUUCAUCUGUAGGAACAAGGAGGGCAAAUUUGGAUAUGUCUCAGCGAGCAACAUCCAACCAGAUGAAGAGGUCUAUGAUGAUAUUGGAGAUGACUGCAUCUAUGACAACGACUGAAGAUCUCACACCAUCAUCAUCUCAUCUUCUGGUGCAGCUCAUUAUUUCUGGCCCCAUUUGUCUUCUUGGUUGUUGAUGUUAAGUGUAUUUAUUAUAUGGACACAAUCAUUUGGAGUCCACUUUUUCUGUUGGAAUAAACAGUUUAGUUCCAUUAUAAAAUCAUAGUUACCUUGACUGAGUGAAAAUAAAUGGCUUCUUGUGCAGAUUGGCCACCAAAAAUA
Molecule: messenger RNA, 2471 nt
Organism: Rhinichthys klamathensis goyatoka
Lineage: Eukaryota; Metazoa; Chordata; Actinopteri; Cypriniformes; Leuciscidae
Gene: fyb1b
Product: FYN binding protein b
Exons: 18
Coding region: 16-2250 (744 amino acids)
Biological process (GO): T cell receptor signaling pathway; protein localization to plasma membrane; integrin-mediated signaling pathway
Cellular component (GO): plasma membrane
Molecular function (GO): protein binding
Source: RefSeq, a predicted model, not a curated record